This is a messenger RNA of Zophobas morio, 1276 nucleotides long. Its product is annotated as leucine-rich repeat protein soc-2-like. The transcript has 3 exons. NCBI's taxonomy places the organism in Eukaryota, Metazoa, Arthropoda, Insecta, Coleoptera, Tenebrionidae. The coding region runs from base 89 to 724 and encodes 211 amino acids. Gene Ontology annotation, molecular function: protein binding. The record is from RefSeq and is a predicted model, not a curated record.
CAAAAUAACAAACAUUUGACAGUCGCGCUCAGAAGUGAUACCAAAGGUGCAUCGAUUUUUUUUUGUUCGUUGGAUCAGUUUGAGUGCAAUGCGUCCUCCGACUCAGUUUGGUGACAACAUCGCCGCGGAGGCCGAGAACGAGCCCGACCCGAGGAUGAUGUCCAUGAUGAUCUGCACGCGGCUGGCCGGAAGGGCCGUCAUCAGGGUUGUGGGACGGUGCAACGAGGCCAAAGGAAACAAUAAUCUCGAUCUCUCCAAUUGCCAGCUUAUGCAAGUACCAGACGCAGUGUACCACCUGAUGAGGCACACUGAACUCAAAACCUGUGAUCUAAGUGAUAAUGUGAUUACGAAAAUACCUCCGAAAUUCGCUGUUAAAUUCAGUUCGAUAACGGACUUGAAUCUAUCACACAACCAGAUGGCGAAACUUCCAGACGAAAUCGCAGAUCUGGGCUCCCUGGAAAGACUGGAUAUCUCCCACAACACCUUCAUAUCUCUGCCAAACUGUAUAUUUAAGAUCUCCAAGCUGCAGCAGCUCAACGCCAACAACAACCACAUAAUCGAUGUGGACGUGGAAUGUUUGGAGGAGGCGCCCUCGCUCGAAUCCGUAGACCUAAGUAGCAACCCUUUGUCCCCCAGGUGUCACGACCGGCUGUCCGGGAUCUCCAGGAUCAGGAUAACGCUGACGCCGAGAGAGAAAGAGGACUGGGAGGAUCUCACCAUCUAGUAGAAGAUCUCAAAAUCGCACUGCCAUUUAGAAAUAAUCGAAUGUGUUUUAAUACGCAAUCGGGUUGGGACGAAUGUGCAAUACGACUUUUAGUUUAGUUAUUAGUUGUUUACGAUUCGUCUGUUAAACGUGAAACAUUUUUGAUUAUUUCGUCUCCUGGUAGCUCAUCCCAAAGCAGGGUGCUAAUCUAAGGCCUGUGCAGUUAGUCUAAUUUGAACGUUAAAGUAUUUGUAUUUUUUAUAAUUGAUAUUGUAGUUGAUACUUUUCAGAAAAUACUAAUGACGGGACUCGACGCACGACCUGACGUAGCUUUAUUGUACUUUUUCUCAAGGUCUCCGUUGAGGUCUCGCUGAAUGUGUGUAUUAUUUUGUACUGACACUGUGUUGUUUAUAUGAUUGUAUAUUUAUAGUGAUGAAAUUAUAUUUUGUACUUAUUUGACAUGAUGUUGGCUUUUUCAUCUAGUCAUGUUGUGAUCGGGAUGCAUAAUGUCCUUUGUAGUGUCUAGAUGUCUCCCAAAUGAAAAAAUGUCAAAUAAAAAUUCAAAGACUCGAA